Molecule: messenger RNA, 3129 nt
Organism: Lactuca sativa (garden lettuce)
Lineage: Eukaryota; Viridiplantae; Streptophyta; Magnoliopsida; Asterales; Asteraceae
Product: Tetratricopeptide repeat (TPR)-like superfamily protein
Biological process (GO): RNA modification
Molecular function (GO): protein binding; RNA binding
Source: RefSeq, a predicted model, not a curated record
UUGGUUUUGUUGGAGGACCGAAUCAACACAAAAUUGAGGACCGAGUCUCUAAUUUGGACCGAGUCCAAGGAUACAGAAGGCAAAACAAACAAGCGCAUUGGGGAUUGAAGAUUGGACUUUGGCCACAGUUAAAAACAAAUCAAACGUCCCCUUAUUAUUUUCUCAAAUAUAUUUAUUUUUAUAAAAAGUAAGUAAUAAAUUAUGUACAAAUCACUAUUUACGUCGAUUUUUAUUGAGAUAGAAAAUGGGCGGGUUGGAGAUGGUAAAAAAGCUGAUGAAGAUGCACAUUCGAAUUGAAUGAGAAAGCAAUCAAAGCAUGUAAGAGUUUAUAUGUAGCUAUUUUUCGAUGCACCAUCAUGCAAUAAUACCACUAUGAAUCCCCAAUUUUCUAAAAUUUACAAAUUCUCCAACUUCACAUCUCAAAUAAUCAACCGCAGAAGCCGAAAGCAUGAACUUGCUAAGCUUUUACAGUCACCUUCCGCCACUGAUAACCCAAAUUCCUACUUUAAAUCACUUCAUGGACAGAUCAUAGUAUCCGGGUCUCAAUCUGAUACGCUUCUUGCAAACAUAUUGAUCAAAAGCUACUCAAAGUGCAAUAACUUAACCUAUGCACGGACAUUGUUCGAUGAAAUGCCUGAGAGAGACAUAAGCAGCUGGUCUUCGAUGAUUUCUUCUUACACACAGCAUGGAUACAGUGAAGAAGCUUGGACGAUAUUUCUCAUGUUCCAAAGAUCCUCUAACAAAACCCCAAAUGAGUACGUAUUAGCUAGUGUUAUUAGUGCUACAACUCAGUUAGGAAAUGUGGUUAAGGGUUCUCAGCUGCAUAGUUUGGUUGUUAAAACAGGUCUUGAUCAAGAUGUUUAUGUGGGUACUUCACUUGUUGAUUUCUAUUCCAAAAUCAACAAAAUAGAAGAUGCAAGAUUGAUAUUUGAUAAUUUACCAAUUAAGAACGCAAGAACAUGGACUACAAUAAUAGCUGGUUAUUCAAAAGUAGGAAAGAGUGAAGUUUCUUUACAAUUACUAACCCAAAUGAAGGAAAAUAAUGUUGUUCCAGAUAGAUAUGUUCUUUCUAGUGCUUUAACUGCAUGUUCCAUUAUUGGGUUUUUCAAAGGAGGGAAACAAAUUCAUGGUUUUGUGUUGAGAAGAGAAGCAUCCAUGGAUAUUUCAGUUAGCAAUGCUCUUGUUGAUUUUUAUGUGAAAUGUGGUGAAGUGAAAACAGGAAGAAAGAUUUUUGAUCACAUGGAGUUCAAGAAUGUUAUAUCAUGGACCACUAUGAUAUCUGGCUACAUGCAGAACUUAUUUGAUAAAGAAGCUAUGAAUUUGUUCAUUGAAAUGACUAAAAAUGGUUGGAAACCAGAUGGAUUCGCAUGUACUAGUGUUCUAACUUCAUGUGCUUCACUUGAAGCGCUAAAUCCAGGUAGACAAAUACAUUGUUAUACUAUCAAAACAAAUCUUGAAAAAGAUGAAUUUGUGAACAAUAGUUUAAUCGACAUGUAUUCCAAAUGCAAUUGUCUAAUUGAUGCGAGAAGAGUCUUUAAUGGGAUCCAACACCACAAAGUGAUUGGUUACAAUGCGAUGAUUGAAGGGUAUUGUAGACAUGAAAAUCUUGAUGAAGCGUUGGAUCUUUUCCAUGAAAUGAGAGUCAAAUCAAUUGACCCGAGUUUGUUGACUUUUGUUAGUCUUCUUGGAGUUUCAGCUUCUUUGACCACUUUAGAACUUAGUAAACAAAUUCACUCCUUCAUCAUCAAAUUCGGUAUCUCAUUAGAUGUAUUUGCUUGUAGUGCUCUGAUAGAUGUUUACUCAAAAUGUUCAUUCACAUCUGAUGCACGCAAACUGUUUGAUGGAAUGCCUGAAAGAGAUAUUGUAAUAUGGAACGCUAUGAUUUCAGGGUAUACCCAUGUAUCAGAAAGUGAAAACGCAAUAAAACUUUAUCAAGAACUACAACUUACAUAUCAAAAACCAAAUGAAUUCACAUAUGUAGCACUAAUUACAGCAUCUAGUAACCUUGUUAGCCUUUCCCAUGGACACCAAUUUCAUACCCAGAUCUUGAAAACGGGUUUAAACCUCGACCCAUUUGUCACAAACGCAUUGUUGGACAUGUAUGCGAAAUGUGGAAGCAAAAAAGACGCUCAAAAUCUUUUCAACUCCACGUUUUUCAAAGACAUUGUUUGUUGGAAUUCAAUGAUAUCAACAUACGCACAACAUGGGGACGCGAAAGAAUCUUUAAAAUUAUUUAAAAAAAUGAUAAAUGAAAAAAUCCAACCGAAUUAUGUCACGUUUAUAGCUGUUCUCUCGGCUUGUGAUCAUAUGGGCCUUGUAAAAGAAGGGUUCGAUCACUUCUCAACAAUGGGUAAAUUCGGUAUUUCACCCGGGGUGGAGCAUUACGCGUGUAUGGUGUCGCUAUUGGGGAGAGCCGGGAGGGUGUAUGAAGCGAAAGAGUUUAUUGAGAAAUUACCGAUACGCCCUCCGGCGGUGAUUUGGAGGAGUUUGUUAAGCGCGUGUGGAGUUGUUGGAAAUGUCGAAUUAGGUAAAUAUGCGGGUGACAUGGCGAUUUUGAAUGAUCCGAAAGAGAGUGGAUCGUAUGUUUUGCUUUCUAAUAUUCUUGCAAGUAAGGGUAUGUGGAGUGAGGUGAAGAAGGUGAGAGAGAAAAUGGAAGGAAAUGGGGUGGUGAAAGAAGUUGGAUGUAGUUGGAUUGAAAUAAAUAAUGAAGUUCGUGUUUUUAUCGCGAGAGAUAAAUCGCAUCGUGAGGCGGAUUUGAUUUAUUCGGUGAUUAAUAGUUUGAUUGAUCAUGUUAGAACGCAUCAAACCCUUGUAUGAUUUUUAUAAUUGAUUGAAGUAAUAGCUAGUGACAUGAAUUUUGUUUUAUAACCUCGUGUGGGUCGUGGGUCGUAUUGGUGGGGACACCUGGAGGUGGUGUUUUACCCUUUUGCCCCUAUCGUAUAGCCAUUUGGUUUUGGGUUGGCAUUUUUGAGAAACAAACGAGAUUUUAAGUCUCAGUAGUUGCAGUUUGGGAGUUUGAAUUCUAGGAUUGGACCCCAUGUGGGCACAAUUGUAUAGUUGUAUAUUUGAUUUACAUCCAUGUAUUGUCAAUCUGUCAAAAUGUAUCAAAUGCAACUUUCUUCGGGUUAA